Molecule: messenger RNA, 1104 nt
Organism: Trematosphaeria pertusa
Lineage: Eukaryota; Fungi; Ascomycota; Dothideomycetes; Pleosporales; Trematosphaeriaceae
Exons: 4
Coding region: 1-1104 (367 amino acids)
Source: RefSeq, a predicted model, not a curated record
AUGAUCGACCGCCCCUCGCUAGCAGCGUACGGUUCUAACUACGGAGUCUUCCCCACCGAAUGCAAUUCGAAAUUCUUAGGUCUCUUCAAGGAGAUAGAACGCUCAGUAACGCGACAAAAAGGCCUUGGAAAGGUAUCCCCUUCGGCAAUCGACCUGUCUUGGAAGACGUACGGAGCAGUGCGGGCCAUGAUAUACAACCAGAAGCUCUUCAUCAUAGAGGAAAAGCUCGACGGAAAAGGCUAUCACAGCACCCGCGCCCUCGCCAUUCUCCACCAACUCAAUCGCGCCGUGACCACAUCCCUCUUCCUGCUUCCUAAUAUUGAAUUUUCCUUCGCCGUCGACGACAUUGCAGACGUAUCUCAUGCGCACCACACUAUCUGGGCCUUCUCCCGGCUCGCCAUCGACGACGAAAUCUGGCUAAUGCCAGACUUUGGGUACUGGUCCUGGCCGCUUGAGUUGGUAGGAGAGUACGACCAAAUACGCGCAGCAAUGCGGGAAAACGAAGUGGAAUGGGAUAAGAAGAUCUCGAAGGCGCUGUGGCGGGGAGCCUUGAAGACGAACAAACAAGUUCGCGGCGCGUUGAUGAGAGCUACACGCGGGAAAGAGUGGGCGGAUGUGGAGGAAGUGACCUGGAAGAACAUGACGGAUGUGACCGGCGGUUCAGCGGCGGCCGCAUUACCAAUUGCGGAACACUGCGCGUACAAGUUUCUCAUUCAUACCGAAGGACACGGCUACUCGGGCCGAGGAAAAUACCUUCUCAAUUGCGCUUCCAUUGUGAUAAUGCACAAAGCCCAGUGGAUUGAGCCUCACCACCACCUCCUUGUCCGCGCAGGCCCUCAUCAGAAUUUCGUAGAGGUAGAGCGUGACUUCUCUGACCUUGAAGAGAAAGUGGAAGAGCUAUUACAGCACCCGCAGCGCGCAGAGGCUAUCAUGAAUAAUAGUAUGGCAGUAUUUCGAGAUGGGUAUCUUACACCUACGGCACAGGUGUGUUAUUGGCGGCAGCUGUUUCUUGAGUGGGCCGGAGUGAGCUCCCCUCCGGACCCUUGGGAGGUAGUUGAUGGGAAGAACAGUCUGCGAGGAACGCCGUUCGAAACGUUUGUGUAA